AUGGCUGAAGUCAUUGAUCCGGAUGUAAAUAUUAGCCGACGUAGAAAAAGGAAUCCCAAGCAUGAGGAUAACUAUGAGGAUCAUGGCUCGACAUAUGAAGACGAAUUUGAUGAAGAUUUCAUGCCAGCAAAGCGAGGCCGACUACUAAACCCCAAGCCACUUCGAAAUCUCAACUCGUACGACUCGAUUCAAAAUGAAGUUAAUAAAGAGAAACAACGUAAGACGCCCGCAAGAAAGCCAAAGCCGUUGAAAUCCACAUCAAAGCGAGAUGAAGCUGAAGAGACGGAAGAUCCUGAAAUGAGGAUGUCAGCAAGGAUGGUGGAUAGGAUAGCUGCCUUGAACGAUGGGAAAAGGACUAAGGUCGUGAUGGCUAAUUGUUUCGAAGACAGAACGGCUCUCGACUGCAUAGACAUUUGCCUGAGGGAAUCGGAAAAUAUGCAAGAAGAUGCCGUUGCACUGGCCAUUGCCACAGCUGUAUACAGUCUCCGCGUAGAUCGAACACACAACGAUGCCCAGGAGACGCGCUACACUUUCAUCCGUGGUAAAAGCGAUGCUGAGAAAGCAAUGUUGCUUGCUACCGGUGAAAAUAUUGAAAACGCGAAAGAAAAAAGGAGACGAAAAAAAGGUGAAAGAGAAGAAGAGGCAAGAAAGAUGGCCGAGGCGGAAAUGGACGAGUUCCAGAAUAAUGAUACUGAACAAGAGGACUGGCUGAAAUUAUCAGAUUCCGAUACGUUUGACUACACAUUUGGCCUGAAAUUCCCAAUAGGUGGUAGUUUUUUGCAACAUUGGAGUUUCACACAGGAGCUACUUGAGAGAGUUGAAUGCAGACGCCUUGAUGCUAGAAAAAAUCGUCGAAAGAGGAAAUUGAUGUCCUGGAAGAAAAUUCCGCCGUUGAAGUUUUGUUCGACAUACACGGACUUCAUGCAAGUCACUGCGAAUCUUGAGUCGGAUCGAAUCGAUGCCUUAGCUACUUUUCAAGCACGUAGGGACAUCACGGGAAAAGUUAUCAUGCUGCAUGACGCGAUGAUCAGGAAGCCCGUUUCACAGAGCAAGUACACAGAUGACGUGCAACUGUCAACUCUCAAACACUGUAGAGAUAUGUUAUCAAACGCACUGCAAAAGGAACCAGUAACGUGGGAUCACUUCUUGCUUGAUGACAAUCCGUUACUAUACAAGUCUGGCCAAUACCUGAGGACCGGCGACAUGACCGGUUACGUUCUGCAGGAGCGCCCCUUUUAUCAUCAUUUCGAUCCUGAAGAGGAGUCCGCCGAUGAUCCUAGAGAUAGGUACAAUUGUGUGGAGAAGAAUGCAGAUAAGACUCUUUAUACCUUCAAAAAACCACCUAGAGGAACUGCAUUGGGGAGACUGGCACCACUCAUUCGCGUUCCUGUCAAUAAAUAUGCAAAUCCCAGGAACAGGAAGAUUGAAGACAUGUAUUUCAAAGAAAGUGUAGAAGUUAAGUCAAGUGUCGAUGAAAGGGAUAAACUCGAUCUUGUAAAGCUUACUGCCGAUGCGAGGAAACAACUAGAGAAUCGAAAAGUUACUGCAGCUGAUGUUUUUCUUGUCAAUUUCCAUUUCUCGCCGUCACCAAGUGUGCAAGAAGCUGGGACAGAUCUCGAAGAAAUAGAAGGAUCCAGGCCCGCUGGUAGAGGUUCACUUCUGAGUCGGCUGAAAGAUGAGCACGAGAAACAAACGGCCAUCUUCGAAAAUUUACGGAACGAACUUACUCAGGCAGCGCGAACGCGAUGCAACAGCGUGGUUAAAGAGUGUUGCGAAGCCAGAGCAAAUCUUUCUAACGAUGCUGACAAAGAGGAGGUUGAUGAAGAAGAUUUCAAAGAAUGGAGGACUUCGCGUUUCCUCGACAUUAUCGAACCGAAGAGAGAACUGACUUUUUUUGACACUCUUAAAAAUGUCUUCUCCAAAACCUUCGAUCUACCCACUAUGAAAGACGAUGAAUCCGAAUCCCGAAAACAGGAUGUGGCCUCGAUUUUGGGCACUGGCAGCGAUGUUGUAGAAUGGAAUGUACCUGAAGAUGUUAUUUUCAACGACAUCAUCGAUUUUGUGAAGUGUGGAAUACACAACGAUGUGCGAUAUAUGGAUGCCACCUAUCAUAUGAAAGUUUUCAAAUUCAGGGUCUCUGUUGAACAAGCACAUGAAAGUUUAAGGCGAGCGGAACGUGUUGGCGUUGGAAUGGCUCCUGAAGAAUUGGCUGUCUUAAAGCAAAAAUGUUUUCGCCCAGGCAGAUACAACGGAAUCGCUGAUAGCGGCGAAGUAUCGUUGAGCGACAAGUAUUUACAGAGGUUCUAUCGCGUCGAUCCAUGGUGCAUGACCAGUUCAACGCUGCUAUUUUCUGAGCAAUAUUUUCGCUGCUGUAACUAUCCACGGAUGGAAGGUCGCUUGCUCCAACUUCGUAAUGACAUCCAUGAGGCGGCGAAAAAGAUCUCAGCUAGUUCUUGGUACCAUGUAACUGUCAGAUAUCAGGAAAUCGAGAAGGAUCGCCGGAAUUGGCUAGAGCGCCUUAAUGAGGCAGUUGCUCUUUAUGUUUCUUACAUGGACAAACCGCAAGAGAAGUCACUUCGAGAUAAUCGAAGUUUGCCAAAAAUAUCUAGGCGCUCUUUGCCGCCGAAGUCCCACACGCAAAAUAGUCAGAAGGCGUUGAACACGCCAACUCCACGUCACUCACAUCCUGAUACUGCUGAAGUAUGCAUCGACAGGGAAAAUUCGCAACAUUCGCUCAAUGAAGAAAUUCUCGAUGGUGGUGACUUCACAUUCCCUGAAGAUGAUCUUUGUGCUAAUGUUGAAGAGGAAGUUCGCGCUAUCGUUGAUCGACCUGCUGAAGGAAGCGUGGAGGCAUCUGCUCAACAGAACGAUGUCAUCCCUGACACUUCUAAUCGAAAAGGCAAAACCAAGUUGGAUAUCACUGUUGAAGAACCACCAAAGAAAAAAGAGAAGAAAAUCAAAACAGAGCCAGAGGUGAAGGUGGAAGUGAUAGAGCAAGAGUACUUCGUAAAGUCAGAAGUGCAUGAGCCGUUCUCACUAGAAAAUCGCUUUUCUAUUGUGGAUCGUCGUUGCACUACGCGUGGAGAGGAUGUAACGUUUUUGAGAAGGAAGCCUCCUCCCCGACGUUCACUAAAGGAGUACAAAUUUGAAGAUUUUGUGAAGCCCGGGUUGAUCCAGAGGGGUCACUAUCCUGGUAUAAAGUUAGAAAUCAAGCGGUCACCGAGCAGCUCAGAGCUGCCAUUCAACGGCACACUCAAAAGGUCGUCGACAAGUGAUGAAUCUUCCCAGAAAAAGGCGAAUCUCCCUGAGGCUGGUGAUGAUGUUUGCGACGAAUGGCUGACCACCUACGGAGGAUUUCGUGUUUUGCCGGAAGAAGGUCCGACUGUCUUGGAGAACGGUACUACCUCUGAGGCGCCAUUACCAUCUUUAAAAGGAGAGGGUUCGAGGUCGAGGACCAUUUCCGAGAACGAGGGUGCACCUCCAGAUUUCUUAGAUGACAGUUUCAAUGAUGAUGUAUACUAUCCUGACAGUGACGAUUCAUCUAGAAAAGAUCGUUUCGAGGAUAUUCGACCCGAUGAGUUCAAAGCGUUAGGUAUCGAUGUCAAGAAUAUCGUACCAAAAAAGGAUUUUUAUGCAAUGACGAAGGAAGAGCGGGCAGCUGCCGUAGCUGCUGAAUUCGAAGCGAUUGAUGCAUUAGGACCAAAAAAAGAAGAUGGCUAUGUGAUAAGUAUAAUGGAUUUCUCAUGCCGUGUGGUUCCUUAUCACUUGAAUACUGCCAAAAUGAAGCGUGUGAUGAAGUCAAUUUUGUCCAAUCCUCUUCUUGCAUACGAUAAGGUGCUGUACACUAGGAGAGCCUUGUUAGCUCGACGUAGAGCUGCGGAGCGUCACAAGAGUCAAAAAGCUGGUCCUGAGGUGUACUUCAAAAAGCUUGAUCGAACUCUCGAUUCCAGCUUAGGACCUGUGGCAGAGAAAAUUCUGGAAGAGCACAACCCCAUCGAUAUCACUGCUAUAGAUUCGGUAAUAUCCUGCCUCCUAAAGUUCAACUUAUUUUGCGGUGAUGGUAUACGUGACCGAGCUGCAUGGUCACUUAUACCAUCACAUCAAAGUACAUUAUCAUGCUACACUUAUUCCUCUAAUUAUCCAAUUGAUGUGCUCGAGGCCGUCACUUAUCGAAAUUUGGAUGACAAUGGUGAUGGCGAUGGUACGACCAAGAACCAGUACGAUUCCACGAGCGCUGGUGUAGAAGAAAGUAUGAAGCAGUUUGCUGCAGAAGUUCGUCAGGCAGAUUUCAAAGUCCAAGGGCUUCACACUUUUUCUUCUGUCAUGCAGUGCUUACCGCGAAGAAUGGGAAAUUCAGGAAAGUAUGUGAAUGUUGCUAAUGCCCUCGCUGUGACCCUUUAUAUGUGCAACGAAAAUACCCUUACUUUGGUUCAAGAAAGAGACGACGAGGUGGAUAAAAAUGAAUCUGUGAAUGAAGGCGAGCCAUGGAUGGGCAAUUUCAUAAUAACCAAUGCUCCAGACGUGGCAUCAUUAUUGGGGCAAAAUGGUGAAGCCUCUAAAGGGGUCUCUGAAAAUACCUCUAAUCAUAUCGAAAGCAUUGAUGAUGAUGCUGAUAAUAAUCGUAUUUUCUCCUAG
Haemonchus placei is the source of this 4635-nucleotide messenger RNA. Lineage: Eukaryota; Metazoa; Nematoda; Chromadorea; Rhabditida; Trichostrongylidae. The record is from the annotation of a GenBank genome assembly.